UUGUUUUGCGACAUUUCGGAUACGGAUACACCUAUCUUUUUCCGCAUCCACAUCCCAACGCUCCAGCUUUGCCUAAAAUGCUAAAGGGCAGCACACUGAAAGCCCUGGACGUCAGAAUCCUACGGCCCCUUAUUGAAACAAGUGGAGGACAGCAGCGCAGCCUCUCCAGCAGCAUCCACAGGUCGUACAUAACGUUCAAUGACCUCCGCAACAAGCACCGUUGGUACACCAAGAAGGAGCUCGUGGGGUACUCCAUGCAGGACAUGUACAGCGUGGUCUCCGACGUCAGCAACUACCACAAGUUUGUGCCGUAUGUGAAGCGCUCCCACGUCCACAGCCAGAAAAAAGGAGGCUUCAAGGCGGACCUCAUCGUGGGCUUUCCGCCGCUCAGCGAGUCGUACACCUCGCAGGUCACCCUGGUGCCGCCCAGCCUGGUGAAGUCCGAGUGCCACGAUGGUCGCCUGUUCAACUACCUGCUGAACGAGUGGCGCUUUAGUCCCGGACUCAAGGACAUACCCAACUCCUGUGUGCUGGACUUCAAGGUCUCCUUCGAGUUCAAGUCACUGCUGCACAGCAAUGUGGCCAACAUAUUCUUCGACCUGAUCUGCGACCAAAUGGAGAACGCCUUCAUCCAGGAGGUGCGACGACGGAACGGCCCACCCUCGAUCCGCUCCCAUGUGCUCACCUCGCAGCGAUCUUGAGGUAGUCGUUUUUCUAGUGAUUUAAGUUGACAAACCUCUUUGUUAGUACAAUUAACCGAAUUGUAAAUAAAUUGUCUAUCGAUUUGUGUA
Drosophila takahashii is the source of this 791-nucleotide messenger RNA. RefSeq names its product coenzyme Q-binding protein COQ10, mitochondrial. The record is from RefSeq and is a predicted model, not a curated record. Gene Ontology annotation, molecular function: ubiquinone binding. Gene Ontology annotation, cellular component: mitochondrion. Gene Ontology annotation, biological process: ubiquinone biosynthetic process; cellular respiration. Lineage: Eukaryota; Metazoa; Arthropoda; Insecta; Diptera; Drosophilidae.